CCCGCAAAAUGACUGGACUGCCGACGACCAGCGCAGCGCAGACGAGGGAGGAGGAGAACAGGGAGCAGAAGACAGCGGAGAAGACGAAAGAGAAGAAGAGGAAAAGGACGAUGGUGUUGCCGACGGAUCCGAUGCUGUGGCACAAGGUGGCCGCCGUCUCCGGGGUCGCCGCUCUGGGGCUCGGCACCUACGGCGCGCACAUGUUCCGCCCCAAGAACCCCGCGUACAAAGAGGUUUGGCACACGGCGUCCCUGUACCAUCUUGUCCACACCGCGGCGCUGCUCGGAGCUCCGAUCACCAAGCGCCCCAACGUUUUUGGAGGGCUCCUCACUGCUGGAAUCGUGCUCUUCUCUGGAACGUGCUACACUGUGGCUUAUCUUGAAGACAGGAAGUUUUCUUCACCAGCGCCACUGGGUGGCUUUGCGUUCAUCGCCGCUUGGGCCAGUCUUCUCUUAUAAUUAAAAUGUGUUUUGGCCAAUGAAAACAAUUUCUCAAUUUCUGAAAGCCUUGUAUGUGGUGCUUUAUUAGGUUAUGCAAUUGUACUUGUAUGGUAUGCACCUUUGGUUAAAUAAUAUUACUUUGAGUUCAUA
Messenger RNA from Phragmites australis (common reed), 590 nucleotides. RefSeq lists its product as uncharacterized. The transcript is spliced from 5 exons. The coding region runs from base 9 to 458 and encodes 149 amino acids. Lineage: Eukaryota; Viridiplantae; Streptophyta; Magnoliopsida; Poales; Poaceae. The record is from RefSeq and is a predicted model, not a curated record.